This is a messenger RNA of Lotus japonicus, 823 nucleotides long. RefSeq names its product kunitz-type serine protease inhibitor DrTI-like. Gene Ontology annotation, molecular function: endopeptidase inhibitor activity. The transcript has a single exon. Lineage: Eukaryota; Viridiplantae; Streptophyta; Magnoliopsida; Fabales; Fabaceae. The record is from RefSeq and is a predicted model, not a curated record. Bases 40 to 690 code for a protein of 216 amino acids.
CUAGCUAUAUAGCCAGAAAUAGACACAGAGAAGAGAACCAUGAAGCCUACAAUAUUACUCAGCCUUUGUUUCUUCCUUUUUGCCUUGACCCCUUACCUCUUUCCUUUGGCCUUCUCACAAGAUCCUGAACAGGUGAAGGACGCUUAUGGAAACCCCUUAGUCCCCGGUCGCAGAUACUCCAUCGUGCCAGCCCUUCGUGGCUCACGUAGUGGUGGAGUAAGUCCUGAUAAAACAGGGAACCAAACAUGCCCACUUACUGUAGUACAAGAAUAUUUUGAGUGUAGGGAUGGCAAGCCAGUAAUAUUCAGCGUAUCAGGAAUAACUCCUGGAACUGGUACUAUCUUAACAGGCACCCAUCUUGAUAUUGCAUUUGUGGAGAAGCCAGAGUGUGCCGACACAUCCAAGUGGGUAGUGGUAGGUAAUUUGACUGAUUACCCCGGAGCACCGGUGAGUAUUGGUGGUGUUGAAGACCAUCCAGGACAACAUAUUCUAGAUGGCACCUUCAACAUUCAGAAACUAGAUUGUGGUGGGUACAAGCUUGUGUUCUGUUCCAUCGAAAAUCGUUGUGUUCAUAUUCGAACGUAUAGUAAAAGGAGUCAAAUGUGUCUCAUAGCUUCACAAAGUGGUACUCCUUUUCAAGUUGUGUUCAUUGCGGCUGGAGGGGGCAAUGGAGUUAGGUCCACAGUUUAAUUUUAAUACUCAUUUUCAACUUAAAAAUGUUGGUUGUGUUUUAAACAGCAGUCAUGCCCCCCUUAUAGUGACCAAUGGUAAGAUGCUAUGGUGCCAUGUCAUCUAUUUGACUAGUAAAUUUUUAUGUUCUAAA